AUGCUAAUCGAAUUUGGGUUACUUACAAACAAGGUGUUUAUGACAUUACUGACUUUAUUCAGUCCCAUCCUGGAGCCAUAUUGGCUAAUUUAUGCCCAACACAAAACUGAUGAAGUUUUGGAAUUACUUGAAGAAUUGAGGAUUGGGAGUUUAUCUAAAGAUGAAUUGAAGGAUUCUGAAUUGGGAAAGUCUUCACCCAAUGAUCCUUUUGGAAUUGACCCUCCACGACAUCCAGCACUUUUAAUUUAUUCUCAAAAACCUUUCAAUGCAGAAACUCCAUCUCAAUUGCUUGUUGACAAUUUUAAGACUCCGAAUGAUCUUUUCUUUGUUCGUAAUCAUAUGCCUGUUCCUAAUUUGGAUGAAAGAAAACAUUUUUUAGAAGUUAAUGGCCUUGGAAUUAAAAAAGGAAUUAAUUUGUCUGUUAAGGAUUUGAAAAAUAAAUAUGAACCAGUUAAAAUAACAUCAACAAUUCAAUGUGCAGGGAAUCGACGUAAUGAUAUGAAUAAAUUUAAAAAAGUUCAAGGAUUGAUGUGGACAGGAACGGCUAUUUCAAAUGCUGAAUGGACUGGUUGUCGAUUGAGGGAUGUUUUAAUUAGUGCUGGAAUUAACCCAAACAAUAAAGAAAUUAAACAUGUUCAAUUUGAGGGUGCUGAUAUGGACAUGACUGGCAAUAAAUAUGGAGCGUCUAUUCCUUUUGAUAAAGCAAUGAGUCCAGAAGUAUUAAUUGCUUACGAAAUGAACGGUGAACCGCUACCUCGUGAUCAUGGAUAUCCUCUUAGAAUAAUUGCCCCUGGAAUUGUUGGUGCCCGUCAAGUCAAAUGGUUAACUUGUAUCAAAACAAGUGAGGAAGAGAGUACAAGUCAUUGGCAAAGGAAAGAUUAUAAAGCAAUGCCUUCAAAUAUAAAUAUUGGCGAUCCUUUACCUUUUGAUUCUGUUCCUUCUAUUCAGGAAUAUCCUGUUCAAAGUGCUAUUUGUGUUCCUACUCCAAAUACAAAAAUUUCUAAAGAAACCGAAAAUAUUGUGGUUGAAGGAUAUGCAUGGAGUGGAGGAGGAAGAGGAAUUAUUAGAGUUGAAGUAUCAGCUGAUGGUGGAAAAAACUGGAAAUGUGCUGAAUUGAAACAAGCUGAAGGUCAAGAUUUUGAAAAUAUGUGGGCUUGGACACUUUGGAGAUUGGAACUAGAAAUUCCAGAGAAAGCAAAAGAGAAUGGACAUUUUGAAUUAAUUUGUAAAGCAACAGAUAGAGGUUACAACACACAACCAGAAGAUGCUUGUGGAAUUUGGAAUGUACGUGGACUUUUACAUAAUGCUUGGCAUAGAGUUGAUAUCACAAUUUUUUAA
Molecule: messenger RNA, 1338 nt
Organism: Meloidogyne enterolobii
Lineage: Eukaryota; Metazoa; Nematoda; Chromadorea; Rhabditida; Meloidogynidae
Source: the annotation of a GenBank genome assembly